AUGAACGUGCAACCGGAGUCAAGCCCGUAUUUCUUACUAGUUACCAUAGCAACAGUGACCAAAGAAAUAUCAAAGAUGGCGACGUCCACAAAACGUAAAGUCUUACUACUUUCUGACAAGAGUCCAAUCGAGCCGCCAGUUCAUCUGUCAAACCUUGACUAACCGACACCAGCUUUUAUAUUUGUGUGGAGAGCGGAUCAUUUGAGUCGCGGCAGAACACAAAACUGACCGGAGCGGCUCCGGUGGAGAAAAACUGGAUCUAAAACUUUCAGAUGACACACAGCUCAUUUCUCCGUCACUAUAAAGAUUUAAGGACUGAAAGAACAUAACUUAACUUACCCAAGUAUUGGUCUGAAGAUGCACAAGAAAAGGACUGUGGAGAUUCAUAAAAACUGCAGCAUUACUUAUAUUGGACACCUGUGACCUGAUUGGCUAGACGCAGGAACCAGUCGAGUGACUUGGCCCAGCCCCAACUUGGACAUCACUCAAAACAACAAAACAGUUCCUCCCUCUGGGCAAACAUUCACUCGGAAGUGGAAAGCUAAAGAGUGCAGGUUGACACCAUGAAGAUCGCAUCUUUUAACAUCAGACGUAUGGGUCCAAGCAAACUGUCAAACAAAAAUAUUGUAAAUUAUCUUAUUAAGAUCUUCUCUCGGUACAGUAUAAUCAUUAUUCUGGAGGUGGUGGACAAAUCGGGCAAAUCUAUAGACAAAUUUCUACAGGAGCUCAACAGCACCAGAGCUAAUAAGAAACAUCCCUUCACAAUGGUCGGAAGCUCCAGGCUGGGACGCACUCUUUAUAAGGAGCAGUUUGUCUGUUUCUACAGAGAAGAUGAGGCUAAACUUGUUGACACGUACCAAUACGAAGACAAUCAAGUGGGUGACGAGGACGCUUUCUCUCGAGAGCCUUUCAUCCUGCGUUUCCGCUGUAAACACACAGUGCUGAAAGAUUUGGUGCUGAUCCCUGUUCACACAAAGCCUAAAGACUCACAGAAGGAACUGGAUGAACUAUACGACGUCUUUCUGCAUGUCAAAGAUAAAUGGAAGACGGAUAACGUCAUGAUCCUUGGCGACUUCAACGCCGACGGCGCUUACGUCUCCAAGAAGAAGAUGAAGGCCAUCAGGAUCCGCAGCGACCCCGAUUUCCACUGGCUGAUUGGAGACGAUGUGGACACCACAGUCAUCGAGUCCAAUGACCACACCUACGACAGGAUUGUGGUGUAUAAAGACGACAUGUUUAAAGCUGUUGUGCCAAGAUCUGCAAAACCUUUUAACUUUCAGCAAGCCUACAAACUUUCAGAGGAAAUGGCCCUGGGCAUCAGUGAUCAUUACCCAGUGGAGGUGAGUCUGAAGAAGUCGUCUGCGGCAAAGACCAGCGGCAAAGCCAAAACCAAAGCACAGAAACGCAAAGCAUGAUGGGAUACCAAUGCACAGUGUAUGGGAUCUUAACUUCACUCUACUGAAGGAGAGAUGCUACCUCUUCAUAAGGAAAUUCAGGCCUUAAAAUAAUUCAAAAGCAGUUAUCCUUUCAUGCUAAUUUAAUGAAAUUAUUUCAAUAAAGUUCACAAGCUUAUAAACGUUUGAAAUGACUGAAAUCUCAAAAUAAACUUUUCAUUUUUAAGUAUUUAAUGCCAUUUUCCCAACAAGCUUAUUAUUUCAUUCCUAAAGUGUUAAUAAAUGUGUUAGUUUGCACAGCUGGAUACAACCAUUAUGAUAGAAAAUGAAUUUCAAAAAUACUAUUUUAACAAAUGAACUACUGUACAUCACAAACAACGAAUUGGCAGGCAAACAAACGAUAAAUGACAAACCACUGCUACUGUGUAACAAUCAUGCCUCGAACGCCUCUAGCAAACUCUAAUUUAGCUUGUGGCAACAAGCAUGUCAAGUCCGUUAACAUCAGCUUCUGCG
Messenger RNA from Sinocyclocheilus rhinocerous, 1907 nucleotides. RefSeq names its product deoxyribonuclease gamma-like. Gene Ontology annotation, molecular function: DNA binding; deoxyribonuclease I activity. Gene Ontology annotation, cellular component: nucleus. The transcript has 10 exons. NCBI's taxonomy places the organism in Eukaryota, Metazoa, Chordata, Actinopteri, Cypriniformes, Cyprinidae. The record is from RefSeq and is a predicted model, not a curated record. Gene Ontology annotation, biological process: DNA catabolic process. Bases 564 to 1415 code for a protein of 283 amino acids.